UCCGUAUAUUGGUGCGUAUACAGAGUAGGAGGAAACUAAACCCAAGGCAAUAUUGUUUUUAAUUGAUUGAAAACCGGUUACGUCAUUGUCCAAAUCUUUCUUGCCAGCCUCGUUCGGACAUCUCUUAUCAAAAUGAUUAUCAGCAUGAUAGUACUGCAAGGCCUGCUCAAUCUGGUGUCAGUCACGGCCACCGCACUAGGUGCUCACUCAUACGGAAGCAAAAUUUCCAAGCGUGGUCUCUACAUCAGGGAACAGACGACUUCAAGCGACUUUGCCCCAAAAGGGCCAGUCAUCGAUCUGGGCUAUGCUCGUUACGAGGGCUACUACGAUUCAUCAUUUGAUAUCUUCACUUUUAGGGGGCAAGUCGACAGCUCUGACAGGAAAUUACGUUAUGCUUCGAAGCCUAAUCGCUGGCAGCUCCCGAAGAGGCCAAAUCGGGGCCCGGGAAGUGAAAAGGUCCUAAAGGCGACUGCAAAUCCACCAAGAUGUCCCCAGUCACCAUUUAGUCCAAUCAUCGAGGACUACUCUUUCGAGAGAGAUGCCCUAGGUGAUGAAGAUUGCCUGUUUCUGAACUUGUUCACCCCAGCGAACAAGACGCAGCUGCCGGUGCUCUUCUGGAUCCAUGGUGGUGGAUAUGGGCAGGACUGGGCCGCAAACUAUGAUUUUUCGAACAUGGCCAAGACGGUAGGAAACGGUUUCGUGACGGUUAUCAUCCAGUACCGGCUCGGUGCUUUUGGGUUUGCUUCUUCUGCCGAGAUAGGCCAUUUCGGCAUACCCAACGCGGGGGUCCACGAUAUGCGUUUUGCGCUCGAAUGGGUGCGGGACUAUAUCCACCUGUUCGGAGGCGACCCUACACGCGUCACCAUUGCCGGAGAAUCUGCUGGCGGCGGCGGUGUCAUGCUUAUGACGAUGGCGAACAAUGGCUCCGAGGGAACCUCACUCUUCCAACGCGCCAUUGUCUCAAGUCCGUAUCUGCCGACUCAAUGGAGAUAUGAUGAUAUGCAGCCUUCUCAAGCAUACUACGACUUGGCCGCCCGUGCCGGCUGCCUUGGACCCGGGACCACGCAGAACCGAAGCGUCUUUGGCUGCUUGCAAAGUGUGGACAGCGCCGUUCUGCAAAACGCGAGCGCCUUCGUAAGCAUGGGGGCGAGAUGGGGCCAGUGGGCUUUCUUGCCCGUUACGGAUGAUAGACUCAUUAUCCAACGGCCGACGAAACAGCUCCUGCAAGCCAGAGUAAACGGCGUGGCGAUUCUCUCUGGAAACAAUGCCAACGAAGGCACGUUGUUUGUCCCGACGGACGUGCGUACCGAGGACGACUUCUUGGCCAGAACACGGCUCGACUACCCACUGUUAAGUGAAGAGAACAUGACCGCCAUCAUGAGCUUUUACAAAAUCGAGGAGCACGCGCCUUCAGGGCCCCUCUACAGCACUGACGGCGUAAACCCUCCAUUCGCGACGAGCCUCUCGGGAGUGGCGUCGGGCUGGCUACAAGCAGCUUACAAUCUUUACGCCGAAGCCACGUUUGUGUGUCCUGCCAUGUUCCUUGCGGACGCGUUUUCUAGCGGCGGAGACUCUUCAACCAACGUUACAAAGCGAGCGUGGCGUUACCAGUAUUCGCCCCCACCUGCUUUCCACGAUGACGAUCUCGAUGUUCUCAUGAAACCCGUGCUAGACAAAAACGAUAACGAUGGCGCCAAAGAGAGUGUCGGCUUCAGAAUCGCGUUCCAGAGCAUGUGGGGGCGGUUUAUCAUCAACGGAGAUCCCACGCUGGAUGAAAAUACCGUAGCGAGUGCGAAACAGAUGGGCGACGAUGUUUCUGCCGCAAAAAAGUCAACGUGGCUGCCGUGGGGUUUGAGAAGCUCGUCCCUGAACCACUCGACGCAUUCAAUGCUGAACCUGAACAUGACACGUCCCGAAGGAGGAGUGGCCGACUUUCAAACCGUCGACGGAUUCACCUGGGAGGGAGGAAGAGGCGACAGGUGCAAGCUCUGGGCAGACCUGGGCCCCUGGGCUCCGGCAUAGUGGUCAGCACCGAGAAGAUCGACUGGUUGGAAGGUGAACUCUUUCAACAAAAGAGAGUAGGGAAUGACGACAGCCAGCACAGCAAGCCUUCGUAGCCAAUGCAUUACUGUCUUCGCGACUAGAAGUAGCGUCUUGCCUCAUACAUGCAACGCAAACUUGUAUAUACGUGAA
Messenger RNA from Colletotrichum navitas, 2193 nucleotides. Its product is annotated as carboxylesterase. The transcript has 6 exons. Bases 133 to 2022 code for a protein of 629 amino acids. The record is from RefSeq and is a predicted model, not a curated record. Lineage: Eukaryota; Fungi; Ascomycota; Sordariomycetes; Glomerellales; Glomerellaceae.